AUGGCUUACAAGUUCUUCCAUAUUUUGGCUUUCGUGUUACUCUCUCUUGCUUGUUGCUCUCAAGUUAGAGCAAGAUUAGUUGCGAAACAUGAACACAUUGUACACUCCAAGAAUUACGAGAAUGAAACAUAUCAUGGAGGACAAAUUUCCACCGGCGUCGAGAAACCAAUAGCGCCAAGUUUUCGUCGUCUCCAGAAAAACGAUCUCGACUAUGUCCAUCAUUGGGCCGUUUACGAAACAAAGGAAUCUGAUGGCCCGUUUUAUGGUGCUAAAGCCCAACUAAAUGUGUAUGCUGUGCCGAAUACUAAAUCAAAUCAAAUCAGCUCGUCUUCUGUUUGGGUUUCAAGCAGUCUUGGCGGCCCAUCAAAAAAUUUCAAUUCAAUAGUAGCAGGAUGGCAAGUAAAUCCUGCGUUAUAUCAUGAUUAUGAUGUCCACUUCUUCAUUUAUUGGACUGCGGAUGGUUACGAGUCGACGGGUUGUUUUGACCUUUUAUGUAAAGGUUUUGUAGUAGAUAAUUCGGCUAAACUGAAGCCGGGUUAUAUAAUUACUCCAGUUUCCGAAUAUAAUGGACCACAGUAUUAUUUUACACUUAGAAUACAGAAGAAUCUAGAAACUGGAGAUUGGUGGUUAUAUAGAGAUGACGGAGAUGAUGCUGGACCUCUGGGCUAUUGGCCAAAAUCUCUCUUCACUACUUUAGCGGAUAAUGCAUCUGAUGUUGAAUGGGGUGGAUAUGUUCGCUCUUUAAAAAAUGAUAUCAGCCCCCCAAUGGGCAGCGGGCAUUUUUCUUCAGAAGGAGAAGGAGAGGCAGCAUAUAUAAAAAAUAUUAAGGUUGUCAAUUCAAUUGGCGAUAUUUACACAGUUACCGAGGACAUGGUGGCUUCCUAUGUUGACAGACAAGAUUGUUAUAGUGUUAGCGAUUUCAAAGGUUCAAAUGGAUCAGGAGGUGGAGACGGCUAUGGAUAUUUUCUCUUUGGCGGACCAGGUUGUAAAAAUUAAUUUGAGAAUAAAAUUAUGAAUAACUUA
This is a messenger RNA of Ananas comosus (pineapple), 1023 nucleotides long. RefSeq lists its product as uncharacterized. The transcript has 6 exons. The record is from RefSeq and is a predicted model, not a curated record. Bases 1 to 996 code for a protein of 331 amino acids. Lineage: Eukaryota; Viridiplantae; Streptophyta; Magnoliopsida; Poales; Bromeliaceae.